Molecule: messenger RNA, 1209 nt
Organism: Elephantulus edwardii (Cape elephant shrew)
Lineage: Eukaryota; Metazoa; Chordata; Mammalia; Macroscelidea; Macroscelididae
Gene: ST6GAL1
Product: ST6 beta-galactosamide alpha-2,6-sialyltranferase 1
Exons: 5
Coding region: 1-1209 (402 amino acids)
Molecular function (GO): sialyltransferase activity
Source: RefSeq, a predicted model, not a curated record
AUGAUUCACGUCAUCCUGAGGAAGAAGCUCAGCUACUGUGUCCUGGCCUUUUUUCUGUUUGCGAUCAUCUGCGUGUGGAAGGAAAGGAGGAAAGGGAGUUACUAUGAAGACAUUAAAUUGGAAACAGAGGAAUUCCAGGUGGUGACAAGUGGAGAGAGACUGGCCAAGGGGUCUGGGUCACAGUCAUCUGUCAGCACCCAGGACAAGAACAGCCAGACCGUCGGCAGUGCCAGGAGCUCAGCCAAGGCCAAGGUGGAGGCUUCCUUCCAGGUGUGGAACAAGGACAGCUCUUCCAAAAACCUCCCCUCCAGACUGCAGAGUAUCCGGAGAAAUUACCUGAACAUGAAUAAAUACAAAGUUUCCUAUAAGGGGCCAGGGCCUGGUGUCAAGAUGAGUGCAGAGGCCCUGCGCUGCCACCUCCGGGACCGCGUGAAUGUAUCCAUGGUGGAGCCCACGGAUUUUCCCUUCAACACCUCUGAAUGGGAGGGCUUCCUGCCCAAGGAGAACUUUAGGACCAAGGCUGGGCCAUGGGGCCGGUGUGCUGUUGUCUCUUCAGCUGGAUCUCUGAAGUCUUCCCAGCUUGGCCAAGAAAUAGAUGAUCAUGAUGCCAUCCUGAGGUUUAAUGCAGCACCCACAGCCAGCUUCCAAAAAGAUGUGGGGACGAAAACCACCAUUCGUCUGAUAAACUCUCAGUUGGUCACCACUGAUGGGCGCUUCCUCAGAGACAGUCUAUACAGUGAAGGAAUCCUGAUUGUGUGGGACCCAUCUAUAUAUCAUUCAGACAUCCCAAAGUGGUACCAGCAUCCCGACUACAACUUUUUUAAAAAUUUCAAGAGCUAUCGUAAGAUGCAUCCCGAUCAGCCCUUCUACAUCCUCAGGCCCCAGAUGCCUUGGGAGCUUUGGGAAAUCCUUCAGGAAAUCUCCCCAGAGGCGAUUCAGCCAAACCCCCCAUCCUCUGGGAUGCUGGGCAUCAUGAUCAUGAUGACACUGUGUGACCAGGUGGACAUUUAUGAGUUCCUGCCAUCCAAGCGCAAGACCGACGUGUGCUACUACUACCAGAAGUUUUUUGACAGCGCCUGCACCAUGGGCGCCUACCAUCCGCUCCUCUUUGAGAAGAACAUGGUGAAGCACCUGAACCAGGGCACAGACGAGGACAUUUACCUGCAUGGAAAAGCCACACUGCCUGGCUUGCGGACCAUUCACUGUUGA